AUGGGCCCAGAUUACGGAGGCGGUCUGGGAGGGGACCCUGCCCACGGCCACUCCCUCCCCGGCUCCAUCAACGACGGAGCAUACCAGCUCGAUCGCGACCGACCAAACAUGACGCCCAGCCCGGCCUACCAGAACGGAGCCUAUCCCCCGCCUGCUCGGCCGCCACAGCGAGAGGCUUCGCCCGCCCUGAGCACCAACAGCAACCCCCGGAAGAGCAGCGAACGGAACCGCUCGAGAGGGCGCGGGCGCACCGCCAGUGGCCAGCUCCGGACUUGUCACAAGUGCGGCGAGCCCUUGACCGGCCAGUUUGUGCGCGCUCUGGACGGCACUUUCCAUCUCGACUGCUUCAAGUGCAAGGACUGCGGCUCUAUAGUGGCAUCCAAGUUCUUCCCCGCCGAGGAUGAAGAGGGCGGAGGCCAGUACCCUCUCUGCGAGACCGACUACUUCAGACGACUGGGUCUUCUUUGCUACCAGUGCGGAGGCGCUCUGAGAGGGUCAUACAUCACCGCUCUCGACCGAAAAUACCACGUUGACCAUUUCACAUGCUCGCUUUGCUCGACGGUUUUCGGGGCUCAAGAUAGCUACUAUGAGCACGAUAGCCACGUCUACUGCCGCUACCAUUACUCGACACAGUUUGCCCAGAGGUGCAACGGCUGCCACACGGCGAUCCUCAAGCAGUUCGUCGAAAUAUUUCGCAAUGGCCAGAACCAGCAUUGGCACCCGGAGUGCUAUAUGAUUCAUAAAUUCUGGAAUGUCCGUCUCACGCAGUCAGAGGAAACCGAGGUUCCACCGGCCGAGCUGGAUGAGGAAGGCCGGGAGCUCGUCAAGACGGCAGAGGAGAAGAUGGAGGAAAAGGUCUACAGGAUCUGGAGUGUUCUCUCGGCGUUUGAGGAGUCUUCCGCGGCCUGCAUCUCAGACAUGCUGUUGCACGUGAGCAACGGCGCCUUCAUCGAUGGGAUCCUGACGGCCAAGAAGUUCAUUCUGCAUGUGGACAUCCUUUUCCAGUCGGCAGACAAGCUGGACGAUGCGUUGAGGCGCCUCGACAUGAAGGGUUUAUCCUACGGCCGCGAAUCUAAACUUCUCUGCAAAAAGAUUGUCUCGUUCUUUUCCCUCCUCUCUAAAACGCAGGAGGGUGGCGUCAGACAAUUGGGGGUAACCCAGGAAUUGUUGUCAUUGGUCACAGGUCUUGCCCACUACCUUAAGCUUCUCAUCAGGAUCUGCUUGCAAGGUGCGCUGAAAGCAGAAAAGGAGCACAACACCCAGGAGGAGCUCUACCAGUUCCUGGACGAUCUCGGCGUCAUCGAAACCGCUAAAACCGAGGAUACCAUGCUCCAGGUCACCGUGGGCAUGUCGAGGCUCUCUGCUAACGACUCGGACCAGUGCACCUUGUGUCGCAAACCUAUUGAAGAUGGUUGUGCCUUGAAUGAGGACAAGAGAUGGCACACUGCAUGUGUAUCGUGCGUCCAGUGUGACAAACCACUUGGAGGAGACCUGAGCGAGGCACAACUGCAGCGCGAUCUCAGGAUUUUCUGUACAUCCUGUGCGCGGCAGUAUGGGCAGAUGGGCAAGCCGUUCGAGCGCAUCUCCAAGCUUCAACAGUAUAUAUUCCUCCUCAAAGUUGCGCUAGCAAGACUCUUGAGUCAACUACAGAAGAACGGCGCCCUGGCUCAGUCACUGGGCGGUGAUGCGAACGGUUACGAGUCCCAAGACGGAAAUCAACUUGCACCCGGCAGGGGUGUUCCGAUGUUGACGGCAGAAUCUCGUUCAAAGUCGUACGCUGGUGAGCAGUCAGAUAGGCAUCAAAGAGAGUCGUCCUAUGAGAGCACUCUCAACGAUGUGCGCAGGUUAAGAAGCACCCGUCUAGACAAACAUCUGUCUUCUAGCCUUAGGAAGGCUCGGUCGUCGAGGAUAAUGGACGGGCCCGACGCCCGUGGAGGUCGACCUGGUUCUAUCGGGCCCGAUAACGGCGGUCUCAUGAGCCAGGACAUGCAGAUUGAUGAGGAUCGUGAGCCUGGUCUUGGAGGUUCCACGGAGCAGUAUUUCGGGCACCAAGAUGCUCUGACGCUUGAUGACAUCCCACGAAUUGUUGCCGCUGAGCAGGCCAAGGAGAAACAGCCAGGCGCUUACAACAGACAAUCCCGCCAGGAGCUGUUCCGGUCGCCGGCCACACAUCCAGCGAUUGGUGCAGGCCACCAGCGGUCACAAUCUGAUGGGCGGGCAGGCGACGAUCUUAAGCUGCAGCAAGAAAUGUCCCCUCAGAGGGUUGGGCGCAAAUUCUUCUCGGAACUCUCCGGGCUUGAAUACUUCAUUGUCCGGCACGUUGCUGUUCUGACUAUGCAACCGCUGUUGGAGUCCGACUUCACGAUCGAAGAGCUACUCUCGUUAAUCGAGGCACGAAAGCCGACAUUCUGGAACAAAUUUGGCAAAGCCUUUGGGGGGAAGGACAACCGCAAGAAUAUCAAGAAGAAGGGCGUCUUUGGUGUCCCAUUGGAGGUCAUCAUUGAAAGAGACGGUGCAGAUUCCACUGACGGAGUUGGCCCCGGCGCUUUACGGAUACCUGCCAUGAUCGAAGACACAAUCACUGCCCUGAAGAACAAGGAUCUCUCGGUGGAAGGAGUCUUCCGGAAGAACGGCAACAUCAAGAAGCUGACCGAACAAGUCGCGGCAGUGGACAGAGACGGCUGUGAUGCUAUCAGAUGGAACGACGAAACGCCCCAUCAGCUAGCGGCCCUCUUAAAACGAUAUCUACGAGAACUUCCGGACCCACUAAUGACUCAGAAGCUCUACCGGCUCUGGAUCGCGGCGACCAAGAUCAAAGACAAUGACAAGAGACGGCACUGCUUGCAUCUGACCUGCUGUCUGCUUCCGAAGACUCAGCGUGAUACACUGGAGGUACUGUUUAGUUUCUUGAAAUGGGUGGCAACUUUCCACCAGGUGGACGAAGACACCGGCUCAAGGAUGGACGUACAUAACCUGGCUCGUGUCAUGGCACCGAACAUUCUAUACUGCGCCCAGACCAGUCCCAGCUUCUCGGACGAACCCAUGACUGCUGUGUCGUGUGUGGAAGAACUCAUCCAGUUCAACGAGGAGAUGUGUAUGGUGCCGGACGAGCUCAUGGACAUUGCAAGCGACACUUCCUUAUUUACCGGUAGUGGGGAGAUUACAACCAAGGAGAUCUUGAAGCGUAUUGGCGAACGCUCUGCUAGCGGCCCGAGGCAAUACGAUACCGAGUUCAUCAAUAGGCAGGAUAACUCGCGGCCAAUGGCGACCCGAGUGGACACGGAUCCAGGGGCUUGGCACCAAGAGCGAAGUGUUCGUCCGGUUGGUGAGCCGGCGAUGCCUUACCCAACAAACCCUGGAACACCUCCCCAAAAGUGGCGAAACCCUGACCAUGGCCCAUCCCCCUAUAGCAACCAGCAUGAUGCAGAAAACGCACCUCAAACAGGGGAGAACGGCCAGCGCCGGGAGUGGCGAAAUUCAGGCUGGGGCAGACAGAAUAGCUCUGUUCCCACCGGGACUAGCUGA
Messenger RNA from Neoarthrinium moseri, 3525 nucleotides. RefSeq lists its product as uncharacterized. The record is from RefSeq and is a predicted model, not a curated record. Bases 1 to 3525 code for a protein of 1174 amino acids. The transcript is spliced from 4 exons. Gene Ontology annotation, biological process: actin cytoskeleton organization; signal transduction. NCBI's taxonomy places the organism in Eukaryota, Fungi, Ascomycota, Sordariomycetes, Amphisphaeriales, Apiosporaceae. Gene Ontology annotation, cellular component: cytoplasm.